Molecule: messenger RNA, 6714 nt
Organism: Boleophthalmus pectinirostris (great blue-spotted mudskipper)
Lineage: Eukaryota; Metazoa; Chordata; Actinopteri; Gobiiformes; Gobiidae
Gene: tmem267
Product: transmembrane protein 267
Exons: 3
Coding region: 143-880 (245 amino acids)
Source: RefSeq, a predicted model, not a curated record
GUCAGGUCCGUCAGAGGAAGCGCGGUGUGUUGUUGGAAGGGGACACAUCACCGUCAGACCGCCAAACCCUGCACCGGACCGAGCGAUGGGUCUCCCAGAGUCGUGCUGACCCCCGUUACCUCCCGCCCCGUCCCACUUGAAGAUGCAGGGCUUCUACUCUAAGCUGGACUCGUCCCCCGCGGCCUCCCCUCUCCUGGGUGUGCGAGCGGAGGGUGGGCCGGUGCCUCUGAGCCUGGCGCUGGAGACAGAGAAGGCCCAGGCUCUGCUGCAGACUUUCAGCUCGGCGUCUCUUCUUGCCUCUGCUGGUCUGGGGGUGCUGUGCGUGCUGGCUGACCACGCCCUCCAGCUGUGGGUGAUCCAGCAGCACUUGUGGCUCCGCGCUGCCCUGGAUAAUGCCACACAUGGCCUCGUAGGGCUGUGGGCCUGGGCUGUGGUCAUCGGGUUGAGGAAGAGGAGUGAUCUGUACGAGGUGCUGCUGGCUGGGCUGCUGGCGUCGCUCAUAGACCUGGAUCACUUCUACAUGGCCGGGUCACUCUCACUCAAGGCCGCUGUGUCUUUACCCCAGCGCCCUCCUCUCCACUGCUCCUCCCUCAUCCCCGUGCUGUGCCUGUCCCUGCGCUUCCUCAUGUGGAUCGGCAGACUCAAGGACGCCUGGUGCUCCCUGCCCUGGAUGCUCUUCGUCUCCAUGGCGACGCACCACAUUCGGGACGCUGUACGCCACGGCCUGUGGGUGUGUCCGUUUGGGAACACCGCGCCCGUCCCCUACUGGCUCUACGUCAGCACCACGGCGACGCUCCCUCACCUGUGCUCCGUGCUCAUGUACCUGACCGGGACCAGGGACGUGAUCUCCACCAAGCACGGGGUGGCCAUCGACGUUUGACCUGGGCUGUCUGCGCUGGGAGGAGGAGCGGGGUCGGUUGUAUACUCUGUAAUGUUUAAAGGGAGGGAAAAGUCGGUUCACAAACAUCAGCUUCACAGAUUCUUAUAAUGUGAAUAUCUUGUGACUGUGACCACGCUUCUAACUCACCGGGAGCUGAGUGCACCAAUAGGUCUUGAGUUAACCCUCUCCAGGCAGGUGUUGCAGAUUUGCAACAGCUAAAUGCCAAUUACCUACUUACUCCAAAUCCAUAUUUUAUGAGCUUUUUUUUACGCAGGAGCCUUUUCUCACAUCCAUGCUGAUAAACGUGGACGAUGUAGACUGUGCAAGAAUGGCUGCACACAAACGGCCAGAAGUGCAAAGUACUUUUGUUGUUUACAAAGGAUAAAAAUUGUUUCUUGGAGAACCACACGAAAAAGUGAUGUUGUUCUGCCACUGUAAAGCUGUUACGCUGUGCUUUAUGUUUUCAUUGUUAUGAAAAGUGGUUUAAAGUUAGCAUUCAUAUCAUUUUCAGUCUUCAGUGUUAAUUUACCACACCGGACCAAUGCUGCAAAUCUGCAACAUCCCAAAGAAUGCAUUGGAUGUGAAGGUCUCUCUCAAAAAAAAGUCAGGAUUGUAUAUUAGUACCCCAUAUGAUCAUUUUCCCCAAAUAUCUGAUUUUUUCCUGUUACUAAAAUUUAGUUUGAGCCUGAGAGGGUUAAAUGAGUCCUAAUGCUUACUUUGGGGCUUUGUGCUUUUUGCUUGGAUACAUCAAAUGUUCUUUAGUUUAACAGUGUAAAUUAUCUAAUAGACUUGUGGUAUUACUCUAUUAGAAGGAAUGGCAUAUGGUCCGGCGAUCGUGGCACUCGCUGAUCGUCUUUGGCUGCUCUUUCAGCCAUUUCUCAUGUGGGUACGUGCAGAGGGCUUAGCUGGAGCACUAGUCGUAAUUAUAGGCUCAAAGUUAACUUUCAGAUUUAAGUAGGGUUACGAUUAGUCUCAUGACCAGCUGGUGCACUUGGCUCCUGUUCAGUAGUGAUGUGCGAUCCCACAUGUUGGAUCAGAUACCAAUACUGAUGACAUAAUACCACCAUUUCCAGUGAAAAGCAUUAUUUUGGAUUACAGAUGCAUUUCAGCGUAUUUUAGCAGAAACUGACUAUUUUGUAGGGAUGUAACAAUAAUAGAAAUAUCAUCAUAUAAUGUGGUCUCAUCAUGAUAUCCAGCUCUCUCCAGCAACUAGGUCAGGAAUCAAAAUACAAUAGACAGUUCGCAAAAACACCAGAAGUGCGAGUUCAGGCACCAGCCAAUCAGCGAAGAGACAUACAUUCUGUGUUGUCAACAAUUCAUGAGAUCGGGGAUUUAAAGCUAAAAUGAAGAGAAUGUUUGGUGAAUUUUAUCAAGGGGAAAGACGUUAUUGUUCUUCUUCCUACGGGGUUUGGGAAAAGCUUAAUAUACCAGUUAACCCCGUUAGUGGCGCAUUACAUACGUCACAACCAAAUAGCAGUGAUUGGUUAAAUCAGGGGUGUCAAACUCAUUUUGGUCCGGGGGCCAUAUCCAACCUACUCUUGAUCCCAAAGGGGCCGGAUCAGAAAACUCAUGUCAUAUAAACCCCAAAAAUAACAAUAAGUUCAAAUAUUUGUGCAGAGAAACACAAGUCUAUUUCAGAAAUCUUAUUUAAUUGAUGAACUCUUUCUUUUACAAAAUAUUAUAAUAUUAUGAACAACCUGAAACUUUAAGAAACAUGCAAUUUCAACACAAAGUUUUAACAUGAACUUGUAUGUAAAUAGGAAUAAGUCAAUUUUUCUUUUAAAAUCCUGCACUCGGCUCCACUUUUCUCAUUUGUGACAUUUUUCUGAUGAGGGUGUCACGGUCAACAGUCAAAACGAUCGUCCUUUAAGAGCGUCUGGAAAGAGACAAGUCUUCAUUUGUGCUGCUCUGGUGGGAGGGGCCACGUACAGAGACGCUGGAGACGCUGCUGUGAUAAACACCACAGAAAAUUAACAAUAUUUUAAUAGAAAAUAUUAUUAAAAUAUUUUAGUAGAAAAUCAGAUGAGGGCCAGAGUAAAGGUCUUGGAGGGCCGGAUCUGGCCCCUGGGCCUUAUGUUUGACAUCUGUGGGUUAAAUGAUAAAAAGUACCCGCCUACCGUCGAGUGAAUGAAAUGUAAGGCUGCGAGGUCAGAAGGUUUGUACAAAGUGAAACUAAAUAAAAAAAAAUAAAACCGACUGAUGAAUCAGGCUAAUCAUGGACCAGGACAAUAUAUCAAAUUACAAGUCUCUUUGCUUAAAUCCACUGUUUUGGUGCAGCAAUAAAGGGUGACAACAGAGGGAACUAAACAGGCCAUGACUCUUUGCUCUGUUUCAGUACAGAUUAGAUGAGACAUAACAGUCAUUCAGCACUUUUACAGGGUAGCCGCGGGGUCUUAAAAGUCUUUAAAAGGUCUUAAAUUACGUGCUCCCAAAUUAUGGCCUUAAAAUUCUGUUGUCCAAGUCUUAUUUUUUCUUAAAUUUCAUUAGCCUAUUUUUUGUAUACUAAACCGAGCUGUAGUGUAAUGUUAAAUAAAUAGUGGGAGUAAAAAUAAAAAAACAACGUGAAAUCGUGUAACGUGGAUGAACGUCUAAUUUGGAGUAUACACAAACAAUACUUUGGUUUCUGGCCCCGGCGGCAAUGAGUAAACAAUGAGUAGAGUGGAAGAAGACGUUGGAUGGAUCAUGGGGAAGUGUAGGUUUAAUCCACAGUGGCUCUUAGAUUCUAGAUAUUGUACCGGUAGUUGGUUGGUCAUUAUUAGAAGUGGAUCUGGUGUUUUUCGCCUGCAUAAUUGGUGCGAUGUUAGUCUUGAUUUUUCUUUAGGUGGUCUUAAAAAGGUCUUAAAAAAGUCUUAAAUUUGGGAUAGUCAAACUUGGGGAUACCCUGUUUUAAAUCAGGGUACCAAAGACAAGAAAAAACAGCCAUGCAUAUCAUUAAAAAAUAUUGUAUUGAGAGAUUUGGAUAUUGUUAGACCCCUACUGUUUAGUGUGUGAAAAAUGUGCAGAAGGUUAAAGCUUUGUGCAUUUGUGGACAGGGAAGAUCUGUGUGUCUGUGCUUUUCUCUCAACUGGAAACUGAAAGUUAAAUUUUUCAGCUUGCUCCUCUUUCAGCAAGAGUGCUACAAAAAUCAGUCUGGAUUUAGCCAGAUGAAUUGACAAUGAGCAGAAUUCAAUCCUUUGGUAUCAUAAGCAUUUGCUCGCACAUCACUGCUGACAGGUGACAGUCUGCAGACUAACACUGACACUGCAACGUCUCUCAAGGACUGUGCCACCAAAGCUUAACUGCUGCUGUCACUGUGCUCUGCCCCACACUGUUUAGCACGACCCACUCACACUGUGGAUCUGUCCUUAUAACAUGCACAUUACACUCACGCUGGUUGCUUAGUAACCAGGUCUGAGCAGAUGGGUGGGCCUCGUCACUGUUGGACUGAAUGUCAGCUCCCACACAAAUGCUCUCUGGACUCUCUGGACUCUGUGCGAAUGGAGAACAGUCACUAAGAUCCGAUCUUCAUUCACAUUUGGUUGGAGUUUGGUUUCAUUGAUUACACAGGUACAAAUACAAUCUGAUGCCUGGGAUCCUGAAUACACACUUGUUCAUUAUUUUAUGAAGAUGUGAGUCUGGUCACUGUGAAUAUCCCUGUUUUCAGAUGGGCUUGAUUGACAGGUGGAUUAGCCAACCUGGGACAGAAAGGAAAAAAUAUAUAUCAAUCACAGGGGGCUGAAAAACAUCAUGGAUUUCUGCAGAAUCAAUGAGCAAAGCACUAUAAACUCUUAAUCUGAGAUGAGAGAAAUUAAAUUGCUUUGUUUCACAUGCACCACUGAAAAAAGAAAAAAAAAAAAACAGAUCUGAUUGGACGAUCAUCAACAGAGGGCAUGGGGUCCAGACUGAUAUCAAUCUAAAAAUACAGAGAGAUUCUGGAUUUACCAGGCAGACGAACUGGCAGAACUGAGAAGAGAUAAUCAAUACUAAAAACUAGUAUUGAAACACGAUGUUCAUUUGAACAAGUGAUCACGCUCUGAUGAGUAACGUUCUACUUUCUGAAUAGUUUCAGACUCUUUCAUCUUUAUUUAUCAGCACUUGUGUUGGACCAAAAGGUAAAAUUACUGUUAUUCCGUGUUGAAAAUGUUUAGUCUAUCUGUUAUAAUUGAAGCAUUUUAAGUGUUAUCAAGCCUUUUCUUAUUGAGACAUUAGCCAAGUGCACAUGUUUUGGAUUGACUGGGAAAGCUGAAUAACCUAGAAAAAACCCACCCAGACACAGAGAGAACAUGCAAACUCCACACAGAAAGGCUCAAUCCAGCCGGGAAUCAAACUUGGGACCGUCUUGCUUCUGCUUAGUGCUACAAUAUUUAAUAUUCUGCAGGUUUAGAAGGAUCUCAACAGUUUAAUCUGACACAGAUCAAUCAUACAAACAUUAAUACACAUUUCACUCCCUGUGUAUGAGAGGAGGGAAUAUUUUAAAAUGCUGUACGUUUGGUUUUUCAUUCUUUUUGUGCCAACUAACCACCAGAUUUUGUUGAAUGUUUGUGAAUUGUCUCAUAUCCGAGGUGUUGUGAAAUAAUGUAAAUAUUUCAAAUGAUUUUGUAUUUUAGUCAGAAGUGGCCUAUUUUAUCAACACCAAAUACAAAAGGGAAAUUUGAAAAGAUGGGCAGAAAGGAUUGAUAGUAAUGUAGAUAGUAAUGAUAAGGAAAUCACUCAACAGUUGUGAAGUAGAGGUAUUUUUGGUAUUCUAUAGAUUCAAUAUAGUUAUAGUGUAGUGCACAUUAUAUAGUCUGUCCCAUGCUGAUAAUUUGAAACUUUUUAAUUUAUGUUACACUAGGCCAUACAUUCUGUAUAAUCAAAAAGUUUUUUCAUUCUUCUUUUUUUUUUUUUUUAUUUAUUUAUUUAUUUUUAUUUUUUUUUCAUUUUAAACAAUUCACUUUGAAUUUUCUUUGUCAAAAUUGCCCAGAGUUUACAAUAGAUUAAGGCAGCACAAUUUAGAAAAAAAAAAAAAAAACAAUAAAAAAUUAAUUAAUCAAAUAAAAUAAAAUGAUUCAAAUGCAAUUAUAAAUGUAUUAUUAUUAUUAUUAUUAUUAUUAUUAAAGUUUUAGUCCACAUUUCAAACAUUUGGGAAAUUAAUUUCAACUGAAUUACAUUGUGCUGUCCUACUCUAGAUUUGAAAUUUUACUUAACAAAUAAUCCCUUUAUUUUCCAGAUUUGAAUGUAUUCAUAUGCUGUUAUUUAAACUACUGUAUUUCGUGCAUUUUCUUAAUACUUUGACUUUGAAUUCUAUUGGUAUGGUCUUAUUUUCUAGCUGUAGUUCUGACUGUUGUCCACUAGAUGUCGUCAUAGAGCCUUAGUAAGGUGAUCCCGGUGAGAGAGUGGCGUUGGAUGGCCCUGUUGUCCAUUUCCAUCUCCUUUUACAGCUAAGGGAAAUUCCAGUCUGACAGUGAAUACCUGUGUAUUUUGUAUACAGUAUAAUAUUUUGCUGCUAAUUUAUUGAAACAUUUUGUACUUUUGUUUAUCUAAUUAUAGUUGUGCAUAGAAUGGGUAAGUUGGAGCCUUGUUCUUUUGUGAAUAGAAUUAACGGUGUGUUAAUGACACUUUUUGAUUUUGCAAUUUGCACAUUUGUUUUGCCUUCAUGUACUUUGCAUAUUAUUGACAUACAUGGCAGUAGUUGCACAUGUAUGGAGUCACUAGUGAACUUUUUACAGAAAUAAACUUGUAACUAAAGCUGACUUUGAAUCGUUUUGUAAACGUUUGUUAUAAUAGAAUACAUUUUAAUUUGCGGUUGUAGUUCUAAUUUAUGUUAUAAUGUUGUUUCCUCAUCACAACAUAAAAGGAGUUGUGUUUUUUUUUUU